Rhagoletis zephyria (snowberry fruit fly) is the source of this 1401-nucleotide messenger RNA. Its product is annotated as endoplasmic reticulum metallopeptidase 1-like. NCBI's taxonomy places the organism in Eukaryota, Metazoa, Arthropoda, Insecta, Diptera, Tephritidae. The record is from RefSeq and is a predicted model, not a curated record.
UUCUCAACCAUUGUUGGUGUGCAAAUUGUGACUACACUGGUAGCUGGGGGUCUCACCUUUCUCAUUGCGGUGGCAAUUGACGGUAUAGGUGCAUCUGAGUGUUGGUACUCAGAAACGUGGCUGAUCUUUGGCCUCUACUUCUGUCCCAUGUUCUUCGCCAUGACUUUGCUACCGGCGGUGUACAUGCAUUGCACCAAGGAGAGGUCCAACAUGUGUCCUGAUGACACUUUAGCCUGCUUCAUGCAUUCGCACUGCCUUAUUUUGGUUGGCAUUUGUCUGACUAUGACUGGGCUCGGCAUACGGUCCGCUUUCUUUCCGAUGAUUGCCAUUUUCUUCUACACAAUGUCGGUCAUAUUGAGUGUUGGAAAUCGGCUUUGGGGAAAGAAAUACUUAUACCUGCCCAUACAUCUUCUAUGCCAACUGGCGCCGUACUGGUUCUAUACUUAUCUCACAUUUACUUUCCUGACAAUAUUCAUACCUAUGCAGGGACGCAAUGGACCGACUAGCAAGCCUGAGUUUCUUAUUGCCGGUUUAUGUUUUAUAAUGGCUAUACAUUUUUCCGGAUUCAUUCUGCCUGUGUUACACAAAUUUCGCAAAUCAAAAACUUUCAUCAGCCUAUUUGGAGUUACUUGCUUAGUCUUCAUUAUGAUCGCUUGUCUACCCGUUGGCUUCCCCUAUAAGAAAGAUGUAGCUGCUCAAAGAGUUUAUGUGUUGCACACCACUCGCACCUUCUACAAUGAGUACGGCUUUGUCUACAGAAACGAAUCCGGUUACUAUAUACAACCAGUCGAUAGACGCAUUAAUACAUUGGAGAAUAUAAUUUUUCAAAAUGCUGAACCGAAAUCUGCGAUUGAGGCAGAUUGCGCUGCGGAAAUAUUUUGCGGACUGCCACUUUACAAUUCGCGUUGGCUGAAUUGGAAAAACUCCUCGCGCUGGAUAUUGGCGUCAAGUCCCAGCUUACCUGUACCAACUCAACUCAAACUAACCUCAAAAGUGUAUAUAACCAAUAGGAGAGUGCGUUAUGGAUUUAGCUUGAAAUCGGCUGAUCGUGUCGUUAUUUAUAUAGACCCUUAUCCGGAUGCGAAAGUGGUUGACUGGACCUUUGACAAGACGCCAUUGAAGAACAAUUACUCAACGCCCUAUUUUAUAUAUCACAUGUACUCCAUGACUGAAAGCCCAUUGCAAUUUUGGAUUGAGGUGGAUCGCGCACGCCGCAGCCAAUGAGAGUGCUGCACUACGUCUUGGUAUAGGCGCCCACUUCCAAUAUCACGAAUCGUACUACACAGAUGAAUUCAAAGCAUUCUUGAAACGAUUUCCCGAAUGGUCAUAUCCAAUACACUGGUCGGCUUCAUUUGAAAGCCGCAUUUUUUAGUAGCUUUUUUUUUUUUACAUAAAUCAUUU